Messenger RNA from Peniophora sp. CBMAI 1063, 1179 nucleotides. The record is from the annotation of a GenBank genome assembly. Lineage: Eukaryota; Fungi; Basidiomycota; Agaricomycetes; Russulales; Peniophoraceae.
AUGAUCGCCAAAGCUCUCAGCGCCCUCCCCAUCAUCGACAUCUCGCCAUGGCUGUCUGACUCGGAUACAUCCCACCGACUGUCGGUCGCCGCAUCGAUCCACUCGGCUUGUCUAGAGUACGGCUUCUUCUACUUGAACAUCUCCGCGAUCGCGGACCCCAGCGAGCCUGAGGAACUCAGGCGGCUGGCGCAAGAGUUCUUCGACCUGCCGCAAGAAGAGAAGGACAAGCUGAGCAUCGCGCACCAGGAUCACGCGAGAGGCUAUCAACGGCUCAACGAGAACGUGACGAACGGACUAGCGGAUAACCACGAAGCGAUCGACUUCUAUCGCCCCGUCGAGAACCCGGAUAAGGAGCGGCCGCUGUGGGGAGAGAACCAGUGGCCGGACUGGAUACCGGGGUUCAGGGAGAAGUAUGAGGCGUGGACCGCGAAGAUGAAGAGGCUUGGGAUGGCUGUUAUGGAGGCGAUGGCUGUUGGACUUGGAAUGACGCCCGAGGAGUACAAGGAGUUGAGGGAUCAGACGGACGAUUCGUUCUGGGUUAUGCGGAUCAUUGGAUACCCACCUCUGCCAGAAGGCGCAAACGGCUUCUCAUGCGGCGCGCACAAAGACUACGGCUGCCUAACCUUCCUCUGGGCAGACCCAACCAAAAACGCGCUCCAAGUCUUCCUCCCACACGACAAAACGUCCGUCCUCGUCAACACCAACGACAACUCCGACGUGAAAGAGAGCGCGAAGCAAGAGUCGCUCGAAGACGGCGUGUGGAUCUCCGCCGAUCCUAUCCCCGGAUGCGUGGUGUGCAAUAUCGGCGAGAUGUGGGAGAUAUGGACGAAUGGGCUGUAUAAGAGCACGUUGCAUCGUGUCGUGCAUCGCGGGCAGAACUACCGCGUGAGCAUCCCAUUCUUCUACGAACCCAACUUCACCGCGCUCGUCUCUCCCCUCCCCGCCGCAUUGAGGAUCCAAGGCGACAUGGCAGAGAGCGGGGAGCACGGCGAGAAGAUUUACGAUCGGGUGUGGCCGCAGAAGAAGUACGAGCCGACGGUCUAUGGCGACUUUUUGAUGAGGAAGGUCGAUGCGAACUUUGUGCCGAGUCGGGAGCAGAGUCGGGCUGCGAGUAGGGAGCAGAGUAGGGCGGGAAGUAGGGAGGGGUCGGUCGUGAGAGCAGAGGAGGUGAAGCCUUGA